AUAAAGUCGGCGCUCAGCUUACUCACGCCGUUGGCGUUCUGCUGCUUUCCAGCUGCCCCGAUUCUUUCACCUUCUUCCCGCGCUUCCUUGCAAACUAAAAAAAAAAACACACAAAACAACCCACCAUGAUGAAGAACUACCGGAACACGUCGAGCACCGUCCGCAGUUUCAGCAGCCGGUCCUACACGCCUGGCCCCGUCGCCGGCUCUCGGAUGAGCACCUCUUACUCCUCCACCUCCGGCUUCGGGGGCGGCAGGUAUGGCGCUGGGGCCAACUUCCGCGGAGCUUCCGCGGGGAGCCUGGGGGGCAGCAUCGCUGCGGUCAGCGUCAACAGGAGCCUGCUGGCCCCGCUCAAUUUGGAAAUCGACCCCGCCAUCCAGCAAGUGAGAACCAAGGAGAAGGAAGAGAUCAAGAUCCUCAACAACAAGUUUGCCAGCUUGAUUGAUAAGGUUCGCUUCCUAGAACAGCAGAACAAGAUGCUGGAAACCAAAUGGAGCUUCUUGCAGAAUCAGAAGACUACACGGAGCAACUUGGACAGUAUGUUUGAGGCCUACAUCAACAACUUACGCCGGCAGCUGGAAAAUGUGGGUCAGGAAAGGGCAAGGCUGCAUGCUGAGUUGGGAAACAUGCAAGGCCUGGUGGAAGAGUUCAAACACAAGUAUGAAGAUGAAAUCAACAACCGUACUGAAAAGGAGAAUGAGUUUGUCCUUCUGAAGAAGGAUGUGGAUGAGGCUUACAUGAACAAGGUUGAAUUGGAAUCCCGUCUGGAAUGUCUGACAGACGAGAUCAACUUCCUGAGGCAGCUUCAUGAUGAGGAGCUGCGUGUCCUGCAGUCUCAAAUCAGCGACACCUCUGUGAUCCUGUCCAUGGACAACAACCGCAGCCUGGACUUGGACGGCAUCAUUGCUGAAGUCAAGGCUCAGUAUGAAGAAGUUGCUAACAGGAGCCGGGCUGAGGCAGAGAGGAUGUACCAGAUCAAGUAUGAAGAGCUCCAGACUAUGGCAGGCAAGCAUGGGGAUGACCUCCGCAGCACCAAGAAUGAAAUCAAUGAACUGAACCGAAUGAUAACCCGGAUACAGUCAGAAAUCGAUGGUUUGAAAGGCCAGCGUGCAAGCUUGGAAGCGGCAAUCACUGAAGCAGAGGAGCGUGGGGAACUGGCCGUGAAGGAUGCCAACAGCAAGCUGGCUGAAUUGGAGGGUGCCAUGCAGCGAGCUAAACAAGACAUGGCUCGCCAGCUGCGAGAGUAUCAAGAGCUGAUGAACGUCAAGCUGGCCUUGGAUAUAGAGAUCGCCACCUACAGGAAGCUGCUGGAAGGAGAGGAGAUCAGGCUGGAGUCUGGAAUGCAGAAUCUCAGCAUUCAGACCAAGACAACUGGUUAUUCAGGUGGCCUGAGCAGUGGCUAUGGUAAUUACGGGGGUGGCUACAGCUCUUCCUACUCAAGCGGUGGAUAUUCCAUAAAUACAUUGCCCAUGGAGAGCUCGGCCGUCAGCAAGACCAAGGCUAUUGUCAUCAAGAAGAUCGAGACCCGGGAUGGAAAGCUGGUGUCUGAAUCCUCCGACGUGCUGUCAAACUAGCGCGGUGGGGUCUUGAGCAAUGGAACCACUAACGGUUUUAAAGUGCCUAAAUCCAAUGAGCCUUACCUAAUUUAGCUAAGAUGAUGAUGAGCCACAGAUUAGAAGAGAGGGAAGAAAUGCCUUUGUUCUCUCACCGAACUUUUUUUUUUGUUUUGGUUUUUUUCUAGAAGGAAGGAUGUAUGUUUGUCAGAUACUCGUGGACUACAGCUCCCAUCAGCCCUUUUCUGGCCAUGCUAGAUGAGGCUGGUGGAACUUGGGAGUCCAGCUGCAACUGGGAAGUCCACAGCUGCUUUUAGAACACCACAAAAUCAUUUGCCACCGACUUGCAUUGAGACGUGAUCCGGGAGAAAAAGCAAGGGGGCACUCGUGCCUCAUUCCCUUUUUCUUAACACUUUGAGGGAAAAGAAACUUGCUUUCCCAAGGGACCUCGUGUUUUUUGACAGUAUCCCAUCAGUGGGUGCAGCUGUUGAAAAAAAAAAAGGCAGGAAAGCAGCUUUCCUAAGCUAGUUGUCAGCGAGAAGUCUUAACUCUUUUAGACCACUAUAUGUAGAGAUGACCUAUUCAGAAUUGCUGUUUGUAGUUUUCACAUUGUUUAAAAGCUGACCUGUUGUAUUAUUCACCCCUCUUGCUGUUUGCAUAUCAUUAGGUCAAAUUUUCAAUCAAAACCAAGGCUUGGAAAUGUUUUAUUUUGAAGGAUGGGGGAUUUAGGGAAAUCUCACCAGAGUCUUAUCACCGGAGACAGCAACUCCUAUCAAAUGAUCACACUAGCUAUUCUAAAGAUGAUGGGAGUUUUGCGGUCCACCUGGACCAGGAUGAUAGGAAGACGUGGUUAGUGGGAGCCGAGCUGGACAGAAGCACGAAGCAAGCUAGUCUGUGAAGGUUUUUUAAGAACUUCACAUGGUUUUCAUUUUAUUUGAAAUAAAAAGGUUUUCUUCCAAUCUUUGAUAUUAAAUGGCUUAACUUUUC
Messenger RNA from Notechis scutatus (mainland tiger snake), 2540 nucleotides. RefSeq names its product keratin 8 (gene KRT8). NCBI's taxonomy places the organism in Eukaryota, Metazoa, Chordata, Lepidosauria, Squamata, Elapidae. The record is from RefSeq and is a predicted model, not a curated record. Gene Ontology annotation, cellular component: keratin filament.